AUGGAUUUUUUCGCUCUCAGAGUCCCCGAGAUCGCUGCCGCCGCCUCGGAGGCGGCGCCCACCUCCCUGGCCAUACCGCCGCGGACACCUAACCUCCGCCUUCCGCCUUCCCCCGCCUCCUCCCGCCGCACCCCCCCUUCGCCAUCUCACGCAUCCGCCUGCCCGCUUCCCCCGCCUUCCCCUUCCGCCUCCCCCGUUUCCUCCCCCCAUGCUGCGAUGGCUGGCAGCUUCGCUCGCGGUGGCGGCAGUGGAACCGGGCAACAAGAAAAGCUUCUGCGCAGCAUGAGCAGCCAGUGGUACAGCUCGCGCAGCCUGCGGGAUGGGCGAAAUAUUUCAGUAAGCAGCCCGAGCCGGAUGCUGUCAACGAAUCUGAAUCUGAAAGCAGCAGCAGUAACAUGUUUUGCGGAUGACUCACCUUGCAUUGGUGCUGACUCAGCAGGCGAUGCUCCUUCCAACGAGGCGAUUGGCUUGAAAUCCCCAGGUAAUGGGACUCCAGCAGCCGCUGCCUCUUCAGCUCCUUCUGCCACCCGGAGUGCGACAGCUGCUGGCAUUCCCCGGCGAGGCGUGCUGAAACGAAUGACAUCACUCCCCAGCAUGUCAGCCGCAUAUCAUGCCAAGUCAUCACUCCCUGCCACCUCACCACUCUUCAUCCCCACCUCUGCUAUCCCACCUGCCACAGUCACCACUGCCGAGGCUAUAGCAGACGCCACUGCUGCUGCUCCAUCUACCACCGGACCUCCCUCCCCAGCUUUCUCCCCCAAUGGAUCCCCCAAAGGCACCUCACAGCUGUCCCCAGGCCUUUCUCCCAAGGCGCAGCACGUGAGACGCGUGUCGUUCUGCAGCAUGGUUCGCGUGCGACGUUUUUCCGCCUGUGAUGCUGACCUCGGCUCUGCUGCUGACGAUGCACUCACGGCAGUAGCUAAGGCAGAAGCUGCUGCUGCAGGUGAAAGAGAAACAGCAGCGGCAGCAGCAGCAGCCACUCAAGUCGCUGCCGUAAAUGCAGCGAAAGCAUCCCAGGAAGCAAGAGAAGGGAAAGAAGCAGAAGAGAAAGCACGGGCUGCUUCCGAUUCAUCUGCUGCUCGGCAUCCCAUCCAGCGGGGCAUCAGGAGUUUUAUCGAGAGACCUCACCGCCGCCACUCCCACUCCCCUUCCUACUUCGGACCUCUUCACCUGAUUCCCGAGCUUGCCGCCCCAUCCCGAGCCAUUCGCCGAAGCUCAUCGUUUCAGCAUUUGGAGGCUGCUGCAGCACAUGUGGGGUGA
Molecule: messenger RNA, 1260 nt
Organism: Closterium sp. Naga37s-1
Lineage: Eukaryota; Viridiplantae; Streptophyta; Zygnematophyceae; Desmidiales; Closteriaceae
Source: the annotation of a GenBank genome assembly